AUGGCGGCGUGCGAGACAGAGGUAGCGGCGAGGGUGGAGGGCAGAGAGAAAGGGCAUCGGCACUGGAGCGCACCUCUGCCGCCGCCUCCGCCUCUGCCGGCGCCGCCGCUGCUGCUACAAACAGCAACACUUUACGACGGGCGGCGGCGCCCGAGGGCAGCCUUCGUCCGCCACGUGCGCCUUCGCGAAGCGAAUUGUUUCUGCCCCAUUGGCGCCGGCGCUCGCACGCGGCGGGAUGGCCCAUAA
This is a messenger RNA of Gryllus bimaculatus (two-spotted cricket), 246 nucleotides long. NCBI's taxonomy places the organism in Eukaryota, Metazoa, Arthropoda, Insecta, Orthoptera, Gryllidae. The record is from the annotation of a GenBank genome assembly.